Molecule: messenger RNA, 633 nt
Organism: Lactuca saligna
Lineage: Eukaryota; Viridiplantae; Streptophyta; Magnoliopsida; Asterales; Asteraceae
Source: the annotation of a GenBank genome assembly
AUGCAAGCAAUUAUAGCGGGGGUGGAAAAACCCAAGAAAGGGGGACAAAAGGGUGCAAAGAAGGGAGAGAAGGAAACAACUGAUAAAGAACGACCUUCAACAGCUGUGAAACCACCUACAAAGCGAAAAGCAAAAUCAAAUAUUCACAAUGAGGAAGAACCACAUGUUCACAAUGAGGAGGGAGAGUCUGCUCGCAAUGAUAAAUCCACUUCUGAUCAUGUGGUAACUAAAACUCACAAUGAUUUUGUUCCUUCUCCUCCUCCUUCUCCUAAACCUACCACUACACCGAUCACCAUUGCACCAUGCCCUCCAUCUAUUUCAUCUCAAACUCAAAGCACCAGUCCUUUAUCUACACCUUUAUACAUAGAUUCCACUGUUCCUCCAAUGACUUCUGGAGAACCUGUUGUUUCAGUCAAUGCAUCUAAUGUGGGGGCUAAAACUUCAGGCUUUCAAUCAUCUCAUGUCUCUCCACCUAUUUCUCCAAUACAUCGAAAUGAUCCUGACAUGAUCUAUGGUGAUGAUGAAGAUGAGUUGGCAGGGUUUACUCAUAGCCCAUUCACUGUUCGCAACGAAAGUGAUGAUGAAGCACCAGUUACAAAAGAGGAAAAUGAAGGCAAUAAACGACAAUCUUGA